Messenger RNA from Schistosoma turkestanicum, 2442 nucleotides. The record is from the annotation of a GenBank genome assembly. NCBI's taxonomy places the organism in Eukaryota, Metazoa, Platyhelminthes, Trematoda, Strigeidida, Schistosomatidae.
AUGAAUUUCGUGAAUAAACUAAAAUUCAAUAAAUGUUUUGCAUUUUUCUACAUUCAUGCCAUGUUAACUAAUUAUCAUUCAAAUGAUAAUGCUAAAAUGGUAUUUUUGAAAUCAUCAACAAACAAAUCAUCCAAUUCAAUUAUCGUAAAUAAUACAAAUCAUGAAAAGUCUAAUGCACUGAAUAAAAUUAUUCUCAAUUUACCAAUUAAUCGUAUUAAAAAAGAUCAUUUAUGCAAAACACAAUCUGCUCCAUGCUCUCCAAUAUUUAUGAAAAAAGAACACACCGGACCGACACAUUUAUUUCAUACUAUUUUCAAUUCGGAACGAAUCACUUCACCAUAUUUAAAAAAGAAGCCUCCAUCUCAUUUGAAUCCAUUGAAAGAAACAACUACGACUUCAGUGAAUUCACCGUUAACAUUGAAUGAGAGAAAUUAUUUAAAUGGAAACUUACACACUAAUCGGAAUAAAUCAUAUUGUCAAAAACUCAACAACAACAACUACAACAACCACACUAAUAUUGAUAGUAAUAAGUUGAACAAUUUACCAUUGUCGCAAUUAGAAUUAAACAUUCAACAAUUCAAAUUGAUCAAUCAAAAACUAGAUGUUAGCAAUUCAGAUGACCAAAGUGAUGAUUUUUUAAGUAAAACUAAAAGUCAAGUGCCAUUCAAUGGGGAACAUUUGGAAAACAGGAAAAAUGAAGCAAAUAAUUUAGUCGAAUGCCAUCCAAAUCAUUAUUUGAAUACAGCUCAUUGCGAAGGAGUCAAACGCGUGGAAACACCACCACCAAGUUAUUCUGAUUUGGCAAUAUUCAAUGAGUCUAUUGAAAAUCAAUUAAUCAAUACCAGUAGUAAUAAUGAUGACAGUUUAAAUUCUAACUAUACAUCACAGUUGAAAAUUGAUGAACACUUGAACAUUCAUCGAAAUCUAACAUACACUAAUGAAAUUUCACAAGGAACGCAACCAAUCAUAAAACAAACUCACAACAACAUUACCAAUGAUUUUAAUAAUAAUAUGACAGUAACAACAGCAAUAUCCGGCAUAUUUGAUCCGUCAGCUCAACAUAGCAAUUUCAUUGAUCGAAACGAUUCUUACAGGAAAGUUGUCCUACUACGUCAUGAUACAACAGAACGUUUUGGUAUGAGGCUGGAAAGAACCAAAGGUGUAAAACAAGUAACAUAUAUAGCAAUGAUACUUCCGAAAUCACCAGCUCAACUAGCUGGACUGAAAGUUGGUGAUCGAUUGAUUCGCGUUAACGAAUUAGAGACAGAUCAAAUGCUACUGGAUGAAUUAUUAAAUUACAUAAGAAAAUCAAACGGUCCAUUAUGUCUUUACUAUCAAACCAGGCCAUUCACAUCUUAUCUUCUUACAACUGUUAUUCGUAAACAAAACGGGAAAAUUGGAAUAAAAUUGAAAAGUUAUAAAAAUGAACUUCGAAUCGAUGUUGUUCUACCGAAUUCACCGGCAUCACGUGUUGGUUUACGAUCUGGUCAGCAAGUCGUAUCAUUAAACGGCAACUGUGUACAUGGUUGGGAUCAAUUAACAGCAAUGCAUUGGUUUAGACAUUAUCCUGACGGUGUAGAUUUAACCAUAACAGUUUUAGACGAGUUGGAUAAAGCAGAAAGUACAGUUAAUUCAAAAACAUCCUUGCACAAUUCACCGAAUAAAAUAGUUAGUACUCAUGAAUACCAUCAAACCAAUGCCAGUGAUAUGGCAUUUGGUGAUUUAACUACUCCUAAUUUACCUUCAAUGCCUAAACAAAUAGCAGUAACACAUUUCCAUGAAAAAAGUAUGAAUGCAAAUGACACAUGUGAAAGUCUGUCUACUUCUUCUUCAUUGACACCAACUGUCUUUAUUGAUAGUGAACAGGAAUCACAAUGUAGUCAAGAACGAAUCACAAACUCUCUCCUCCCUGUCAUUGAACAUGAAAAGAGUAAUAUAACUAUAUCUUUUAAUACAUGUCAGUCAGCUUAUCUAUGUACACUUGAUUCUUGUCCAUUAAAACGAGAAGACGGAAAAUUCUACAUACCGAAUCCAACAACACUGAAUAGUAAUAAUAAUAAUAAUAAUAAUAAUAAUAAUAAUAAUAAUAACGGACAGAUUAAUUCCCGCGAUUAUAACUUCUUUUAUCACAGUGAACACGAUCAGACUCAGAGUGAUCAUUUGGAGUUUUCAGGACCAAUUAGUCAACAGUGUAAUCUUGAUAAUAAUAAUAAUGGUGCUGAAAAUAGUCCGUGUAAUUUAAGCAAGCCAAAUCAAUAUACGCAGAAUGCAUCACAUGAUUAUCAAUUCAGUAAAAAUGCCAUAAAGAUCAGUGAAACAGUGCAAUAUCAAAAUGAAAAUGGCGAAAUAAAAGAACCAUUGGAUAUUCAACCAAGUGACAAUUUAUUUUUAUCAAACUCCAGUUUACAAAAUGACUUUUUGUAUAAAACUGAUUGUGUUUAA